CUAGGUGCCUACCUAAAAUUAAUUGUAUACAAGUAGAUAGUGAUUAUUUAAAUUUAGUUAAAAAUAUAGUUUGUAUAGGUACUCUAAAAAUAUCUUAUAUCAAUUAAACAAGUUUUAAUUAUAAGUACUAUUACGAGUUAUAAAUUGAUGUGUGGUGAAGGGUGAAGCAGAGAUAAUGAGGAACUUAACAACCGUAACCUGGGCGCAUGCGGUUAAUAACAAGAUCUAUUUGGAGGCAGCACUUUCUAGUGAGAUAUCAAUGUUAGAAGCUGACAUUGUACUUGGCCAAAUCAAUGGGAAGUCGGGACCUCCCAUUCCUAUCAUGGCGCAUCCACCAGCCGCCACAUCGGAUCUAUCUCUGGCCGACUUCCUGACCGCAGUGAGCCAGUACAACAAUGUCAACUCGAAGCAGAAGGGCGUCAAACUGGAUUUCAAGAGUAUCGAGGCGUUUGAGAAGGCUCAAGAGCUCAUUGCCCCUUAUAACAAACCUGAGAAAACAUUUCCACUUUGGCUGAAUGCCGACAUCCUCCCAGGACCUGUCGAUGCUCCAACAAAACCAGUAGACGCAGGGAAGUUCCUCAAGCUGGCAUCGAAGCACCCACGAGCGGUCCUGUCCAUUGGCUGGACCACCAAGUAUGGUGGCAACAUAACGGAGGGAGAGUAUAGCCGUGAUCAGAUCGGCGCAAUGCUGCGACUUGUCAACGAACACCAUAUCAAUCAGACUGUUACGUUCCCUGUACGUGCCGGCCUAGCAUCAAACAGUCAACCAGUAAUCUUAGACCUUCUCCGGGAGACUGGAUCGCUGAACUCUUCGAUAACGGUCUGGUCAAGCGAAGGUGAUGUGGUGGAAGUAGACCGUUUGCGAGCCCUGCUGCUCACCGUCGGCUUGGAGAGGACAUAUCUGGACGUUCCUCAAGAGCUCGCUGACAAGUUACAUCUGCCUCCUCCAGACACCAAGAAAAGGAACUAAAUAAAAUGAAAUAGAUUGUUUGUAGGUAGUGUCUCAAUUAAAAAUUUAAAAUUAUCUCAAAUAAAUGGCGUUAUUUACCUAGA
This is a messenger RNA of Leptidea sinapis, 1053 nucleotides long. RefSeq names its product protein FAM151A. NCBI's taxonomy places the organism in Eukaryota, Metazoa, Arthropoda, Insecta, Lepidoptera, Pieridae. The record is from RefSeq and is a predicted model, not a curated record. The transcript has 5 exons. The coding region runs from base 176 to 970 and encodes 264 amino acids.